Molecule: messenger RNA, 2568 nt
Organism: Pieris rapae (cabbage white)
Lineage: Eukaryota; Metazoa; Arthropoda; Insecta; Lepidoptera; Pieridae
Gene: nmd
Product: outer mitochondrial transmembrane helix translocase
Exons: 8
Coding region: 173-1324 (383 amino acids)
Cellular component (GO): mitochondrial outer membrane
Molecular function (GO): ATP hydrolysis activity; ATP binding
Source: RefSeq, a predicted model, not a curated record
CUGAUUUGUCUAUGAAAAAUAAAAUCCCCGGAGUGCGUGCAGACGAUUCUGAAUGAUGAAUGCAUUGUUAGUUCAAAACAAAGCAUUGUGGACCAAUUAAGGUUCAAGAGAACCAGUGUUUGGAUUAUUAAUUGAGGCUUUUUGUUAAAAACGAAGAAAUAUAUUUAAAGGAAUGAUGGUGGAGGGUUCUGCAUUUACUCGUAACGAUGUGUUUCAAAUGGCAAUACGUGUGGCAUUCGUAUCUGCUGUUACUUAUUUCUCUAUUAAGUGGCUGGUUAAUCAGAUAGAUCCCACUUCGAAAAGCCGAAAGAAAGCAGAAGAAAAGGCGCGGGAACAGUUACGCAAGGUCUCUUGCAGAGCUGGCCUUGGCAGUAAGCACUCAGUGGUGUUUGACAAGUUGACUGACCAUGAAAUGAUCAUCGCUUCACAACUUGUGGUCCCAGAUGAGAUCAGCGUGAACUGGAAGGAUAUAGCUGGUCUUGACAAUUUAAUUAUGGAACUGCGUGAGACUGUUAUUUUGCCUAUUCAAAAGCGGGAGUUGUUUGCAGACAGUCGACUGACGCAGCCACCAAAGGGAGUCCUUUUGCAUGGUCCACCUGGUUGUGGAAAGACUUUAAUAGCAAAAGCGACAGCAAAGGAAGCAAACAUGAGUUUUAUUAACCUUGACGUAUCAAUGUUAACUGACAAAUGGUACGGAGAGACACAAAAGCUAGCAGCUGCUGUCUUCAGCCUUGCUGUUAAGCUUCAACCGUGUAUUGUGUUUAUAGAUGAAAUCGAAUCUUUCCUACGCACACGCAACUCUCACGAUCACGAAGCAACGGCAAUGAUGAAGACCCAGUUCAUGUCCCUGUGGGAUGGACUUAUCACUGACCCCUCUUGUACCGUUAUUAUUAUGGGAGCAACGAAUCGACCUCAAGACCUGGACAAGGCGAUCCAGCGGCGUAUGCCUGCCACCUUCCACGUGCCCAUGCCGAACGACUUCCAAAGGGAGAGGAUCCUGCAAUUGAUUCUUCACAAGGAACCCGUUGCCUCUGAUAUCGACUACAAGAAAUUAGCAGCCAGCUCCGAAGGCUUCUCCGGGUCUGAUCUCCAUGAAGUGUGUCGUCAGGCGGCUGUCUAUCGAGUCAGGGAUUACGCACGAGAGGAGAUGGCGAGGGAGAAGGAGUCUCAAGACAGCAGAAAUAGUACGGAGUCGGAUGAGGAGUACACAGACGCGAUGCGUCCAAUCACGAUGGAGGACUUACGACAUUCCUUGGCCAAGUUGAAGGAGUCCAAGAUUCAGUGCGGGUCGCUGGCGCCAUCUAUGAGAAUAGAGUUGGACUAAAUGAAGCCACGGAAACUCUGGAAUUUUCCACACUCGAAUGUUCCACGAAGAGGUUGUAGAAUGGUCGCGGAAGUCAAUGAUGUUCUGGAAUUUGAUGUUUAAAUCUUUGGUGCCUCUGGAAUCGUGGUGAUUCCGGAAAUAUUAAAUCUUUGGUGUAUCUGGAAUCAUGGCGAUUCCGGAAAUAUACGUAAUGGUCCGCGAACAUUCUAGAACCAUAAGCGUUUCGGGAUAUUCAAAAGCUUUUAGAUUAAUUUCGGAAUAUUCAAGAAUUUCCGCGAAAAGUAAGUGUUUAACGCUUCCGGACGCUUCGCGAAGAUUCUGGAAUUUUUGGAAUUUGUAGAUUAAUAGUUAAAUUGACUUGUUGAGUUACGGCUUUUUGAAAGUUUCGGUUCUGGGACGAAUGUAUUUAUUUGCUAUUUUUUUUUUAUAAAAUUCAACUUAAUAAUAAUCCAGUAUAGUUUUUAUUUUAGUUUUUUAAAACUUAAGUUAUUUAACUCAUUUCACACAAAAUAAUUAUUCGAUAGCUAUUUGAUGUCUAUAUUAAUAUGAGGGGCAUAGCACUGAAUAUGAACUCAUUUGACCGUAAUUGGUCUUGGGUUUGAUUCUGGGAUAUAAAAAAAAUGCUCGCAGUGUAGUGCAAUUUUUAUUUUUGACAUAAAUUAUUAGAUAGAUAGAUAGCUAAAUUUUUGAAGCCGAAAAUCACGGGUUUCUCGCAAAUUACAAUUAUUCAAUGAAAAAUUAUCACUCGGUACAAAACCAAAAAAAAUCCAUGGCUGUAUUCAAUUAUAGCUUGUUCUUUUAACUGAAUAAUCUAAAAUACAGAUUAUUUUGUUUGUUUGUAGUUGAUAACCUCUAAAACGGCUGAACCACUUUUAAUUAUUCUAUAUUAUCAUCACUGAUACUUUCAUAUUUUUUUAGGUUUCAUGUAUUUUUUAUAUCUCAUCAUUUUGGUUGAUUUAAAUAUAAUAUUUAAAUCAACCAAAAUGAUUUUAUUAACAAUUAAAUUGGAAUAUAAUUUUGUGCUUGUUUCUAAGUUACGAGGGUGAGACCGCAGAGAAGAUAUUAAAGUUUUGAAAGCUCUUAACCAAUAUUUUUUUGCAUUGUUAUUAUAAUGUAAUUGUUCAUUUGUAAUGCCCAAACUUCCACUCAAAUAUGGUUUGUGAGUUUAUAUUGAGUGGAUUCACUGCUUAUACAGGUUUUAUGUAGAUAAAUUGUAAAUAAAGGGAAAUAAAAUGUUGAGAAUG